UUCAUCCAUCUUCCUCCCCUUCAAAUCCUUCAAAACCCUAACCCUAAGACACAACAAUGGAGACUUAAUUUCUCUCACUCUUCUUACCCAGACUCCCGCGAAACCGAAGACAUUCAUUCAUCAGACGACCCGCUGUCAACCUACAAAGUCAAAUUAAUGUGUAGUGAUGGUGGGAAAAUCCAACCAAGACUCCACGAUAACCAACUCGCUUACAUCGGAGGCGACACAAAAAUCCUAUCCUUCGAUCACGGUAUCAAGUUUUCUGGGAUGGUGCAUAAACUCGCGUCUCUUUAUAGUGGGGCCACUGAUAUCUUUUUAGAGUAUCAACUUCCUGGUGAAGAUGUUGAUGCUUUGAUUUCCGUUACAAAUGACGAGGAUCUUGAGCACAUGAUGAUUGAAUUCGACCGGUUGCACCAGGCUUCCGCUAAGGCCUCGAAGUUACGAUUAUUUCUGUUUAGUUUGAAAAGUUUCGUUCCGAGUGAAGUGAAAUUGGAGAGGCAGUUGUUUGUGGAUGCUUUAGAUUCUGUAAGUGUGCAGAGUCUAGAAUCUUCUUUACCACCCGCCAAGGCGGCUGUUUCAGCGGAUAAUCCGGAUUUUUUGUUCGAACUGGAUAAUAAUAUAUGAGUUCAAAUGUUAUCCCAAGACUUAUGUUGGAAUUGAGCAGCCAGUUUAUUUACUUCAAGCACCAGCAUUGAGACCGGUUACUGGACAAGUUG
Molecule: messenger RNA, 716 nt
Organism: Populus nigra (black poplar)
Lineage: Eukaryota; Viridiplantae; Streptophyta; Magnoliopsida; Malpighiales; Salicaceae
Product: protein PAL OF QUIRKY-like
Exons: 1
Coding region: 157-624 (155 amino acids)
Molecular function (GO): protein binding
Source: RefSeq, a predicted model, not a curated record